GUACUUAUUCAUUUGGUAAAGAAAUGGGUUGUUCGACAGGGGUAUUCUGUUGUAAAUGUCGUUACGUAAUUGCUACAAUGGGAUUCAUCAAUCUAAUUCUGAUAUACAUGAUGAGAGUUGAUUUAAAUGUUACAAUACUUGCCAUGGUCAAUGAUACGAUUGACAAAACCGACACAAAUCACUCGUCAUUUUUUUGUUCUAACUUUUCUAAUCACACGUAUCCUGAGAAAACUGAGAUUAACACGGGGGAAUUCAAUUGGAAUAGACUGACUCAAGGUUUGAUAUUAGGAGCAUUUUUCUGGGGCUAUAUUUUAACUCAAAUCCCAGGUGGAAUAUUAGCGUUUCGUUUUGGUCCUAAAUGGGUUAUUUUUUCUAGUUUAUUUGGAUGUGCUAUCACGGAAUUUUGUGUACCAACCGCAGCACGUAUUCGUGCUGAAUUAUUAAUCACUUUACGUGUGAUACAAGGUCUUCUUCAGGGUGUAGUGAUGCCGAAUACAGGGUGUUUAGUUGGAAAUUGGUCGCCACCAAGUGAAAAAAGUCGAUUUACCACAUUCGUUUUCUCAGGUUUAGUAUUUGGCGCUGUUAUUGGUCAAUCAUUGGCUGGUGUAAUUUCACAACCAAGAUUAAUUCAUGCUACCAAUUUAACAGCUCCAACUUAUAUUUCUUAUUGGCCUUAUGUUCAUUAUAUUUAUGGUGUAACCGCUGUAAUAUUCUCUGGAAUUUGGGCCACUUUAGUAUUUAAUAAUCCUAAUCAACAUCCAUGGAUAAGUUCAACUGAGAAACAAUAUAUUUUAUCAGCAUCAAUAAAUAAUUAUUCUGAAAAUGAUAACAAGUCAGGAAAAAUGACAAGUAGUGUCGUGAAUUCAACAGAUUUGAGAAGUUUAGAUAAUAUUUCAGUUGAAACGAGAGUUUUACAUAAAAAACCAGUUCCAUGGCGUCAAAUAUUUAAGUCAGCUCCAGUUUGGUCAAUUAUAAUUUGUCAUGUUUGUUUUAAUUGGUCUUUCUAUUCGUUAAUUACAUCUAUGCCUACUUAUAUGUGUCGUGUCCUAGGAUUCAGUAUGACCGAAAAUGGUCUCUUAUCAUCUAUUCCGUAUAUUGCACAAUCGAUUGUUGGUUUAUUUGCCGCCUAUCUGUCAGAUUUUGUAAUCGCUAAACGAUUUUUAUCUACCACUUCAGUACGUAAAUUAAAUAAUGUUAUAGCAUUGGGUGGCCUUGGUUUAAGUCUAAUAUGUGUCAGUUUAGUUGGAUGUAAUCGGAUGGCCGCUAUUGUUUUAUUCUCUGUUGCAAUUGGUUUAAUGGGAUUUUCUUUGGCUGGUUAUGGAUCGAAUGCUUUGGAUUUAGCCCCAAUUUACAAUGGCAAUAUAAUUUCAGUAACCAAUACUGCUGCUACUCUACCAGGUAUCUUUGGUCCACUAUUAAUCGGUUAUAUAACAAGAAAUAGUGUAAGUGUAUUUAUCACCCUUUUUUAUUAAAAAAAAGAAUUCAAUAUUUGUUAUUUUUAUGUUGAACCUAGUUCCGGCUUGUGUAUCGAGAUUUUAGAAAAACAUGAUUCGUAUAGUCUAAAUAUGGUACUACCCAGUUCCUUGUGUAAAGUAUCAGGUUGUGUGAUCUCAAACUAAUAAGUCAGUCAUUUUACUAAAAGCACAUUAUUUAAACUAAGGUGUAUUUUAGCUCCACUGUACUUUUGAUUCAUUUUACUUAGAUAAGAGGUAAAGGCCCGAUCAUUACUAUUAAAAAAAUACAGUGUAGUAAUCACUAACAUCAUUUUCAUUCCCUGUUAUAUAACAGUGAUAUCGGAUUAAUUAACAAGGACAAAUCAAAUUUAUGCAGAAAACGAGUUCAGAGUGUUAUCGAGUAAAAGAAUUAUUUAUCUAACCAAGUAUCACCAUCUAUACUUACUGUAGUCAUUUUUAAAACUUGAAAAGUAUGCAUUAACUGUAAAUAUUGUUAUUGUUAGACUUUUGACAGUCAUGAUCGUUCCCUUCUAUCUAACUGAUUGUUCAAAAGUUAGGAAAAUGAUAAUAACUGUAACAGCUCACAGUACAUAACAGAUAUAGUGUACACUGGAAAUCCAAAGUAUAGUGGUGAAUCAGUGGUUAAGGCAUUCACUGUUCAGUCACAGUCUCAGGUUCGAACUCGGCUCCGUCUACUUCUGUUCGGGAAACUGGGUAGUAUAACUAACAUUCACAUGUAAAGUGUAGUUUCAAACCAACUAUACAAACUUGCACUUGCAGAUGAAUUACCAAUAACUAUAGUAUGAAUUUGAGUAAUCAUCAGUUCACACUGGUACAGUUUUCAGUCAGAGUUUAAUAUUAGUAAAAUAUUAAUAAUGGGACUGAUAAUGUAAUUGCAUAUACUAACAUGUCAUCUUUAGGUUUAAUUACCAUUUAAGCUACCUCAUCCUUGAUGAAAGGACUAAUUUCUGUUGAAAAAGUAAUAUUUGCUUCCCUAUGUAUAGAAGUAUUAAAUAAAUGGAGAUUGAAUUAUUGUUUCUCAUUAGUCUAUUGCUGCUCAGAAACUUCCACUCAUCAUGACUUGAUGCCAUUACCGAAACAAUUAACAUCAGGUCUUACAAUGAACAUGAUAUCAUGGAAUGAUUUGAUCUAAAAUAGCGCAUAACUUUCAUUCCACUUAAUGUAUGACAUAACAUCAUAACUGUAUUCAUGUCACUUGUCAAUAACUGCUUCAUUCUCAAAAUGAUUAGAUAUUUCCAUCUAGUAGAAAUUUGAAAAUUUAUAUCGAAACUAAAGAAUAACACGAACUUACUACAGUUAGAUAUAUGAAUUAUGACUCGACAAUCUAAAUGGUAACGCACUCGUAUAAGUAUCUUUUACGAUCCAUUAGAAUUCCUCAGGCAAACACUUCUAAAAACUCCCUAAUUAGAACUAAAAUGAUAUCCAGUUCCAUUGAAUUUUUAGUAAUUUCCAAAAUGAUAUCAAUGUAUAAUAUCAGCGUAAAGUUAUUUGAUCUCUUAUCGAUUUUUAUACUUCACUUGUUGAUCAUCAAUGCUUUAAUCACUCCGUUGUUAAGGAUUGUAAAAGUUUAUUUGAUUGAUCGUUUAUUAUACAUUUUCCAUUAUUGUUCGCUCGUCUUCUUCUUCUUCUUCUUCUUCUUCUUUCUUCUCUCUCUACCAUAGUCAAGCAUUCAAAAUUGGAUGAUUGUUUUCGGUAUAGCUGCAGGAAUAGCAUGGUUUGGUGCAUUAAUGAAUUUAUGGUUGACAAGCGGUGAAAUUCAACCAUGGGGUCGAUUAACUUACAAGAAAAAUACUAAUACUACUAAUAAUAAUUCAAUGACUACUGGUAAUGGUGAACCAAAAUUUCCAAAUAUUAUAACCAAUCACAAUGAUGAUCAAUAAUAUCAACCAAUUCCAUACUAAAUAUUAUCUAUUAAAAGCAUUCUCAAUCAUAUUGUUUCUCUUCAAAUUAUAUUCAAUUCUAAUUAUAUUUUGAAUGAUUAAUGUGAAAGAAUGAUUCUUGAAAGAUGAUGAUGAAGAAGAAGGAGAAGGACAAAUAUGAUCACGAUUAGUCUUCCAGUUUUCUCUUUUGUCUUUUCAAAACUAUUCUCAAUUUUGUGAAAAAUUUAAUCAUUUGAAAUUUGGAAAGUUUUUUUUUAAAUAAAUUUUCUUUUCUGUAAUUCUUUCUUUCUUUCGUUAUAUUCUAAUGACCUAGUUACAUGUACAUAAAUCCCGUUACAAAUACAAUAUUACUUAGUUAUUAUGAUUAUUCUUCUUCUUCUUCACUUAGUGAUUAUUCAAAUGAUGAAAGAUUGUUGUUGAAUACAUUCAUUGUAACCAAUGAUGACAUGUUUGUUUGUAUCCCUAUUUGUCUGAUUGUUUUCUUGAGACAGUGGAAAAGAUUUGUAGCUUAGAAGGAUGAUUUUGGUGUAGUAUUUUUAUUUUAUUUUUUUAAAUCAUGAUUCAUUUGAAUCUAUUGAAGUGAAAUAAUAACAAUAAUAAACAUCUAUUUACAUUAGAAUACUUAUUGUUUACAAACAGUUAUGUAUUUGUAUAUUGAGUAACUAUUUUUUUUAUAUUAAUCAAGUUGAUUUAUUCUUUUUCAGCUGAUCACAAUUUUGUUCUUUUUUUUUAAAAAUAUUUGGUUGUUUUUUAUAUAAUUAUUUCUUGAAUUCCUAUAGUUUCCAUUCAUUUCUAUACUUGUGAUUAUUUACCAUGAAUUGGCUAUUUUUGAAUAAACAAAAAAUUUCGUUUGCUG
Messenger RNA from Schistosoma margrebowiei, 4211 nucleotides. Lineage: Eukaryota; Metazoa; Platyhelminthes; Trematoda; Strigeidida; Schistosomatidae. The record is from the annotation of a GenBank genome assembly.